Messenger RNA from Paramecium sonneborni, 10425 nucleotides. The record is from the annotation of a GenBank genome assembly. NCBI's taxonomy places the organism in Eukaryota, Ciliophora, Oligohymenophorea, Peniculida, Parameciidae.
AUGAAUAUAUUCUAAGAAUAUUUGGAUGAUACAUCUUUAAUCUAGAGUUCAAAUAAAUAUAUAGAUAUUGAAAAAAUAAACCUAAUUCAAAGAUUAAAAUCAAUAGAUAAAAGUAACGGAAAUUGUUACUUAUAUACAAUUUUAGAUACAUCAGGCACUUUAAGAGGAGGAGGAGGAUGUUGUGUGCAAAAAUAUUAGUAAAAUAUUUAGUAAAUUGUAAAAAGUGUUUAAAUUCCCAUAAACUUUGCAAUUAAUUUGACAAGGUAUACAAAUAUAAUUGAGGAAAAGUCUAAUCUUUUUUGUGAUAAGAUUUAUUAAGAUGAAAUACUUAUAGCAUUUUAAUGGUUUUAUAAUUAAAAGGAAUGUUUUCAAAUUUUGUGUAAUGAUGAUUCUCAGAAUUCUAUAAAUUACGAACUAAUUGAGAAAAACGUUGAAAAAUUAAUGAAACAGCUUCCUGUAUAUAUAAAAAUUUCAGGAUAUCUAUUUCAUUCAUUGCUUCAAAUAUGUAAUGAUUUAUUUAGAAUUAUAUUCUCAUACUAAUUAAAAAAUGAAGAGAGAUACAUUUAAGAGGAUUUUUAAUAAAAAUUAUUAGAUAAUAUUUUUGAAAUUGAAGAAUAAAUUAAGGUAGAAUCUUCAAAAAUUUGGAUAACAGGAGUUGAGUUUGAACUCUAAUUAAUAAAAAUUUGUAUAACCCAUCUUAGAACUAAUUCUAAAAAAGGAGAAUAAUUGCUUAUUUCCUUUUUAUGUUAAGUGGCUACUUCAGUUUCAUAAUUGUAACCUACUAGUGAAUUAAUUGAUACGAUCAUUGAGGGUGGUAAAUUUUUAUUAAUGAACUUUUAUGAAAAAUAAAUAUAGCAUCCUCUUGAAAAAUAUGAGAUUUAUUAUUUUUUUGAGAACUUAAAAUGGUCAAUAGUAAAUCAAUUAAAAUAAGGUUUUUCAACUAAAACAACAAUCAAUCAUUUACAAAAUGGAUAUAGCAAAUAUAUAUAAUAAUCUAAAGAUUGGAUGAUCCAUUUUUGUUGGAUUAACUUAUUAUCUGAUAUAAUGGCAUAUAGACCAAUAAUUAGCAAAAAAUAAGUAAUGCAAAUUCAGAAUAAUCAUUAAGCAGCUUAAAAAUUAAUAACUCUAGAAUCAUUAUUUACUCAAUUAGCAUAUGAUAAGUCUUUUUUGAAGUUUAAACUAUUUCCUGAUGAUAAAAAAAUUUUUCAAAACAUGUUUUAAGAAUUAAGACUUUUUGAAGAGUAUUUAUUAGAAGAAUAAGAUAAGAUUUAAUUAUUGCCUAAUUAUCUAAAUUUUAAAUUUGAUUAUCAAUAUAAUGGAUAAAUCAAUAAUUUAGAUCUAAAUAUUCAGAUUUUUACUAAAUAAUCAAAUCUUUAAAUUCUAAACACCUUGAAUGAUCUAUUCUUAUAAUCAUAGUGUGGAUUGAUUCAAAAUAUUUAAUUAUUUGAUAAAUUAUUUAAAAAUUUGAAAACUAACCAUAAAACUUAAAGCAAUGAGAUACUAGAAAUAAAGUAAAACAUUUCAGAAAUUUUUAAGUAAAUAAAAUAAUAAAUGUUUUUGUGCUUAUUAAUUUUAUAUCAAAUACAACUUUCAGUUAUUAGAGAAAUUGAAAUUAAUAAGGUUUUUAAACAAAUUUUAGAAAAGGAAGAAACAAAUUUAAGUUAAAAUAAUAAAAUACUUAAACAAUAACUUUUAAAAAUCAUAAAAGAUUUAGAAUCAAAUUAUGAAUCUUAAUUUUAGAUCAACAUUAAAAAAAUCAUAAAAUUUUGGAUAAAAAUUUGUUAAAUUAUUUCAAUUUAUAAGAGUGAAUAUAUUUUUGAAGAAAAUGAUUUAGUUUAUAGUUAAGUAUAGAAAGAUGGAUAUUAAAUUUCUAAUGAAUUUGAACAAACUUUUUUAAUAAUUCAUAAGUUUAUCUAAUAAUUCGUUUUUUAGAUUAAUUAAUCAAAAAAGAUCUUUCAAAAGAUUUAUGAAUCAAAAGAAAUAGAGUCAAUAUUCUAAGAAACUCUGACUCAAAGAAAAAUAUCUGAUAUUGCUAUUUAAUUAUAUAAUCCUGAGUUAAUUUUAGAACUUAAUUAACAAUUUUAAGAGAGCUUUUCAACAUUAUUAUAAUUUAGAUGGAAAUUAUAAAUUAUUUAAGAUUUAAAAGAUUCUUUUAUUGGAUGUAGUUUUUUGAGAUUUAUAUUAAAAACUUUGAGAAGACUCAUAUAAAUUCAUAAAUUAAAUUUAAAUCAUCUAAUCUCAUAGAAAAAUAGUCUUAGAAAUAAUACAGUGAAGUAAUCUGAUGAUUAAGACUUUAAUUCUUAUAAAUCAUAAAUUAUCGAGACUCUAAUAAAGGAAAAAAGAUAAUUAAUUCAAAAUCAUUUUGAUAAAUAUAAUGAUAGAGAAUUGAGCGAUUAAGAGGUAAAUGAUUUAAGCGAAUUACAAAAAUCAGUAAAUUUAUGGAUAACAAAAAUAUAAUUCUAAAAUUGGCCAUCAGAAAUUUAAACAUCUUUAACUAUUUUGUUCUAGGAAAUUUAGACUAAAUUAAAGAUAUUAGAAUUAAAUUAUAAAUAUAAAAAUAGCAUCAAUGAAGAAAUACUAUAAUUAACUGAUAAUUUUCUUCAAACCAAUUUCAAGAAUAUUUCUUUAUAACAAAUUAAUAUUAUUGAUUAAGAAGAAUAAAACAAUUAGAUUAUUCCAGGAAAGGAUAAAUUAUUUAAUUGUGAAUUGUUAAUUUAAAAAAUAAAUAUUUUGACUGGAAAAUCCUAAAAAGUUAAAAAAAUAAUUCAAUAAAAAUAUAUGAAUAUUAAUUUUUCUUAAUCGAUACCCAAAAAUUCUAUAAUAGUAGCAACAAGUUGGGAAAAUUUUAUUGAAAAAUUAAAUGAAAUUCUUAAAGAAAUAUAGUAAUUAAAUUAUGAUUGUGUUAAGAGCAUUAGUGAUUAAGAGUAGAUUGUGUUCGUAAAAUCUAUUAAUCAAUAAUUGUCUACAACAUAAAGUUUUAAUUAAAUAAAUGCAAAUAUUAUUUUAUAUAAUACACCUACCUUGUUAGAUGAUAUAACUUUUAGAGAUGAAUUGAAUGAUACAACAUUCUCUUUUUAUCUUUCAGAAUUAAGAAAAGAUCUUAUUUCUAAAUAAGGAAGAGAAAUUGUAGAUAUGUUUGGAGAUUCUUCAUAUAAAGUUAGAGAAUCAUUAGUUUUUAAUUUAAUAAAAAUAUAGUCAAUUGUUUUAGAAUCUCCAAUAAAAGAAUUUUGUUCAUAAUUGCUUAAAAAUCUUUGGAUAAUAGAAAAACAUGAUAGUGUUAGAAAAAUAUUAAAGAAUUAAGAAAUGAUUGAGAUGCAAAAGAGAUUAUUUUCAUAAGAUUUGAUUAAUUUUUCAAAUAGUUUAAAAUUAGAAAUGUAAGCAAAAUUAAAAAGUAUUGAGUAACUUGAAACUCUUGUUUUAAUAGGAGAUAAUCAAACAGAAAUGAAAAAAAAACUUGAAUAAGCUUAUGAUGAUUUUGAAAUAUAUUUGGAUAAUAUAACAGAUAUGUCUAAUCGAUUGGAUAUUAGUUUGGUAUUUUUAAAAGAAAUUACAAAAGAUUUAAAAAAAAUCAAAAAUUCUAUAGAUUAGAUUCUUUAAAGUGUUUAAGGUUUAGAAGCAGACAUUAGAAAAUUAAGAGGCAAAGAUUUUAUGGAAUUAUUAUAAAUUAGAAAAUAAAAAGUACUAAAAUAAAUGCUUGAAAACGAAUUGGAUUAAAUUCAUGUGUAAAUUUCAACAUAAGAAUAUGAUCCAGUGUCUGGAAUUAAAAAGAAAACAAUAAAAAGAGAAACUUAGAUAUCUUAUCUUUUAAAAUAAUAAUAUAAUGAUUUUGAUGGAGAAAUUAAUGAAUUUUUAUGGAGUGAAAAUGAUAGAUAAAAAGAUGUAAUGCUUUUAAGAGGAAAAGCUGGUUCUGGAAAAAGUAGAGCAUCUAGUAAUAUAGAAGAAUUAUUAUGGAUAUGUGAUUAAUAAUAACCAUUUUGGAUACCAAUAUUUGUAUCACUUCCUUCAUUAAUAGAUCCUAGACAUAAUCUUAUUAAUCAAGCUUUAGAAUCUGAAAAUUAUAAUUUUGAUAAAACAUAAAUUAGAGAUUUCAAAGAAGCAAUUUGUAAUGGUAAACUUAAAGUACUCUUCAUAUUAGAGAGUUAUGAUGAAAUUAAAACUGAUUUUAUUAGUUCUAAUUUUUAUUAAACAAAUAGAUUUGCUAAAGAUCUAAAUCUUUAAAUUCCAGGUUUAAAUGUUAAAAUUAUUAUUACAACAAGAGAAGAAAUUUUAACAUCUAUUGGAUAUCAAAUAUGGUUUUAUGGUUCAAGUAUUAAAACACUUAAAGAAGUAGAAUUACUUCCAUUUAAUAAUUAAUAAAGUUAAGAAUAUAUUAAAAAAUAUAUCCAAAUUAGCAUAAAAAGGACGAUUAAAAGAUUUUACGAAUUUUUAAAACAAUUGAAAGGAUUAGCAUUCGAAAUUCAUGAAUUUAAAUAAAUAUGGUCAAAUUUAGAAAGUUUUAUAGAUUCUAUCAUUAAUUAAAAAUAAAUCGAUGAUGGUUUAUUUUCGUCUAUUGAUACAGAGAGAUUGCUUAAGAAACUUUAGUAGAUUUAAUUUUUUAAUUUUAUUAAUACAGAUUAAAUGAUUUGGUUAAAGAAAGACUUACUUUAAUUAUGGAGCGAAUAAAAAUUUUUAUAAGUAAUUAAAAAUGUAAAUAUUGAUCAUCUAUUAUGUACUCCUUUUAUGAUGGAAAUAAUUGUCUAUGUAUUACCUAAAAUGUCAUAAUAAUUUUCAUAAGCAAGCUAUAUUAGAAAUAUAGUAACUCAAAACUAUUUAAUAUUAAAAAGAUAAUCAUAUUAAUCAUAAUAAUUAAUUCAUCAAUUUUAAGCUAAUUAAGUUAAUGAAAAUUAAUAGUUCAAUGAUGAUAAGUUAACUUCUCUUAAAUUAAAUUAGAAUUAAAUUAAAGCUGAUAAAGCUAUAUUGGAAUAGUUUAAUUUUAUAAUGGAAGAACUAGAUAAUUAAGACUUUUUUGAAUCAUAUUCAAUAACCAAUUAACUUGAAUAUAUUAGUAAUACUUGUAUUGGAGCAUCUAGAGAUUUUCAUGUUAAAUUUGAUGCAAAUUUUAUUGUAGCUGCAUUAAAAUUUAAUCAACUCACUGCAUUUGAUUUUUAUGAAACAUUUGUAAAUUAUUAUACAAAUCAACAAAUUGAAAAAUACAAAGAUUUAGGAAAGAUUAUAAAUCAUGAAAGCUUUUAUAUAGAUUUAUAAGACUUUUCAUUAUCUUUAGCAAUCGAUAUGUCUAUGAGACAAAUAACAUAAGUUAAUUAUAAAUAAAAGGGAAAAUUACAAAUCUAAAAUUUACAUGAAGAUAGAAAUGAUUAAAUUACUUGGGACGAUUUAUAUUUCGAUGAAAUCUCAGACAAUCAAGAAUAUAAAAGUUUAUUAAAAAAAUGCAUGUUAAUAAAUUCUAAAGGCAAUUUAUAUGCCUUCAAUCAUAAGUCAAUUUAAGAUUUUUUUGUUGCUAAAUAUAUAUUAAAGCUAUAUUAGACAAUAUUUAAUUAAAAUCAAGAUAUUAAUAUACAAUCUUUAGAAAAGAGCGUAUAUAACAAUAUUUUAUUUAAUUUAUCACAAGAACAUUAUUUUGGAAGUUUAGAACUGUUAAAACCUAAAUUGAUUUCGCUAGAAAAUAUUAAAAGUAAGUUAAUUUAAAUGACUAAAUUAUCAAAAACUGAUUUAUAACAUAAAGUGAUUAGAUCAGCAUCUAAUUCAAUUUAUUUAUUAAGCUAUUUAGGAGAGUAUUUUCAGGAAAUUGAUUUUAGUAAUAUUUCAAUCUCAAAUACUAAAUUAAAUAAACUUACAUUUUUUUAGUGUAAUUUAAAUUUUUCAAAAUUUGAUAAUGUAUGUAUUGAUUCUUGUAAUUUUAAUUGUGCCAGUAUAAAAAAUGGAGAAUGGAAAAAUUUGAUUUGUACAGAAAAAAGAUUUCUUGAUGGUCAUAUUUUAAAUAUAAUUUCUAUUGAUUUUACUGAUGAUGGAAAAUCUCUAAUAUCAGUUGAAAAAACAGGAGUAAUAAUGAAAUGGUUAAUUUAUAAUGAUGAGCAUCCAAAAUCUUUAAAUUUAUAAACUGAUGUAUUUUAAACAUCAUAUUCUAAAACUCUUAAUGUUUUAAUUUGUUAAACUAAAAAAUAUAUAUACUUUAUCAAUUGUCAAGAAUUAUAAAUGGAUGAGAUUUAUUCUCUACCUAAUUGCAAUUGCAGUAAGAUUUGUUUAUAACCUGAAAUGCAAUAUUUAGCUGCGGAUAUAGUAAUGCAUAAUAAAGUUUAUUUAUGGCAAAUUAAAGACUUGUAAUCUAGCAAUUAGAUAUAACCUAUAAUUUCAUAAUCAAUAAACAAAAGCUCCAUAACAUGUUUAGCUAUAACCAAGGAUUUUAAAUUAAUAGCAACAGGACAUUAUUAAAUUAAGAUAUGGUUGAGUGAAAAUUGUAAAGAAUAUUAAGAAAUUACUUAAUUAUAUGAAGAUUUAAAAUAAAAGACAUAAUCUAUAAUAUUUUCAUAGAAUGAAGAAAUUUUAAUUACAGGAGGAGAAGAUUAAAGGAUUAGUUUUUGGAAUAUAAAAAAUCAUGACAAUAUACAAUUAUAAUUACGGUUAGAUACAUUUAGUAAAGUGAAUUCUUUAUCUUAUUAAAUAGAAGCUAAAUUUAUAGCUGUAAGAACAGAUUAUUAUAUUAAAUUAUAUGAUGCUGAAAAUCCUAUUUUGUCUUAACACUUUUUUAGAUAAGAAAUAGAUUUUUAAUAUAAUAUAUUUUAGAUAUCUCCCAAUAGCAAAACUUUAGCCAUUUUAAAAAAAAAAAAUGAUGAAGAAUCCACAAUUAUGAUAUGGAAUAUUUAAGAUUAUACUUAAAUGAAUUUGAUAAAAUCAUUUGCUAGUAAGAAGAAUAAAAAGGAUUAAAUAAAAUAAUUAUAAUUUUCUCCAGAUGGAUAGGUUUUAGUAGAAGUUACUAAUAACUCCAUUUAUCUUUGGGAUUUAAAAGAUUAUGAAUUAAUAUCGAAAUUAGAAAAUCAAUUUAAUAAUAUUUAAAAUCUUUCAUUUUCAACUGAUUAAAUUCAGUUUGCAAUUUGUUGUGCUAAUAAAUAACUAACAUUAUGGAACAUUUAAAAAUUGAAUUCUCCAUAAAAUAUAGCAACACUUAAUCUUUAGCAUGAAUGUUGUCAAGCACAUUUUUGUCCAAAUGAAUAAAUAAUAAUAACAUAUUCUAAUAGUUCUUAACCUACAGGCAUUACAUUUUGGGAUGCAAUCUAAUAUAAAUAAAUUACCACAGUCAUUAAUGAUGAAGUAAUCAGGAAUGUCUGUUUUAAUCAAGAUGGAAAUAUAAUGAUAUCUUUCAGUAAUUCAUUAAGAGUUUGGAAAAAAAAUUAAUAAUAAUUUGAAAUAUAAGAAGAAUAUAGAUAUAAUUGUAAAUAAAUAUCUCAAAGCUUUAUGAUUAAUCAACAACGUAUAAUUGCUUUAAAAAAUAAAUGUCUUUAUGAGAUAAUACUAUCUGAUAAUAAAUAAAUAAAUGAUGAAAAUUUUGGAUAUAAUAAUGAAGUAAAAAAUUUUGAUCUGGCAAGCAAUAGACAAUUUUUGAUAAUAAAUGGAAAUGAUAAGAAAAGAAUUAUUUUGUUUAUGACAGAUCAACAGUAAUAAACUAUGCUAUAUCAAAAUGAAUACACUAUAUUCAAUGAUUUUUCAAUCUCUUAAGACCAUAAAAUUAUUGCUAUAGCCUCCUAAGAAGGAAUCACUAUUAAAGAUAUGGAAACAAAAAGAAUUAUAACUUCAAUAUAAGAAAUAAAAAAAUGUUCUUGUGUUAUUUUUUAUCAAUAAUAAGGUAAUAACUUUAUGAUAAUUGGAUCAUAAGUUAAUGAAGGUUAACUAGCAUUAUAUGACAUAAAUAAUCUCUCUUAAAUAAUAAAAAUUAAAUUGAUUACGUUGCUUAGUCGUCCUUUAAAUAUGUAUCUUCUUUAAGAAUCAUAAUAACUAAUUAUUGUUUAUAAGCAUUUUCUAACUAUUAAUAAAAUAGAUAAUUUGGAAUAAUCUAAAAUGAUUCCUAUUAGAGGAGCAUAAAGUUUUUCCAACAAUUUAAUCAUCAAUUAAGACUAAUCUGCAAUUAUAUUAGGAGUAGAAGAUGAAAUUUGUAUUUAUUCUCUUUAAAAUUAAAUUGAAACAGUUGGAUUUUCAACAAUUGAUGAUAAAAAAAUUUUGCAUAUGAGUUUCUCAAAAUAUAAUCAAACUCUAAUUAUCAUAAAAGAAAAUUCAAUUUAUAUUGAAUGGGAUUUGAAUUUAAGAAAAAUAAUUAAGUAGGCAAAUUUUAAUAAUAGUUCAUAAUUUUACUUAACGAUAAAUGAACGUGAAACUCAAUUAAUUUCAGUUAAAUCUGAAAAUUCAAAAUAGUACUUAAAAAUUAUAGAUUUGAUUUCUAUGAAUGUAAUUAAUAGUUUUGAAGAAUUAAAUAAAGAAAAAGUAGCUUUUAUAUCUGCAGCUUACACUUAAGAUGGAACAAGUUUUAUUACGGGAUAUACAAAUAGAACAUUUAAAUUUUGGGAUUCCAAGUCGUGUAAACUUUUACAAAUGUUUAAUAGUUAUACUUCUACAAUAGAUUUAAUAUAAAUAUCAAACCUAGGAAUUAUGGCCUAGGUUAAUUAGAACUAAAUUAAAUUAUGGAACUUAAUUGCUUUGAAGUAACAAUAAUCUAAUUAAGAAGGACAUUCAGAUUAAAUUAAUAGACUCAUUGUUUCUCCAGAUGGAUUAUCAUUAGUAUCUGGUUCAGAAUCAUAAAUAAUACGAUGGGAUUUAAAGGAAAAUAAAAAAAUUGAUGUAUUAUUGAAAGGAUAAAAACUUCCAUCAUAUUUUUUCUUUUCAUGUGAUGGUCAAUAUUUUGCAGCUCUAGAAGAAUAAAAUUGGAUUAAAAUAUGGAAGAUUACUUCACUUUACAUUAUUGAACAUUGUUUUCAAUUAUCUUUCUCUAAUGAUACAUUAAAUUUUCAAUUUAAUAUUAAAGACUAUCAACUUGUAUCAAAAAAUAAAGAAUAAUAAAUUAUGAUUUGGGAUUUAAAAAAAGCAUACUUAUGCGAAAAAUUACCUAAAUCUAUUUAAAAUUCUUAAAAAUCAAUUACAAUAUUUUCUUCAGAUGCUUAAUUAAUUUUAGCAUCAAAUCCAUUAAAAAUAUUAUAUCCUGAAUAAUAUUUUUAGUUUGAUAUUGAUUAAACUACUAAUAUUGGUUUUAUUGCAAUAUCUCAUAAUUCAAAAUUAUUAGCUAUUGAAAAUAUCAAUAAGUCUAUCAUAAUAUGGUCAGUAUCUGAAAAGAAACUCUUGCAUACUUUUAAUUUUGCAAAUAAAAAAGAUCUACCAAUUUUAACUAUUGUAUUUUCUGGAAACAAUAAAACAUUGCUUUCUACUCAUUAGGAUAUAAUAGCUAGAUUGUGGAAUGUAGAAGACGGACAAUAUUAAUUACUUUAAGAAGUAGAAAUUGAAUUCUUUUAAUAUAAAUAGUUUGGAAGUAUUUAAACUUUUCCUGUAAACGAUGAUAACUUUAUAACUAUUUGGUCUGAAUUUUAGGGAUAUGACUGUAUACUACAGAGUUAUCUUAAUUAUUAUUAUUUCUAGGGUCUCUAACAAAAAAAUAUUAGUAAUUCUUAGGAUUAUGAAUUGAAGAAUUUUUCAGUUGGCUAUAACAACUAAAAAUAAAUUUUUGCAAUUCAAUUUUUUUAAUAGCUACAUUUAUAUGAUAUAAAUUCUGAUAAAAUUGUGGCUAAAUUAGAGGGAAAUUAAUAAUCAAAUUAAAUUUUGUCAACUAUCAUUUCUUUCUCUCCAGAUGGAUCAAAAUUAAUUACAUGGGGUGCUAAUCAUAUUAUAAGAUUAUGGGAUUUAUCAGAUAUAAAUGAUAUUAAAUACAAAAUUAAUUUUAAAUCUUUAAUAGAGGCCAAAGCAGCCUAAUUUUUAAUGGAUGGAGAAAAUAUUAGAAUUAUCAGCAAGGAUAAUAAAAUUUAUAAUCAUAAUAUUUAAGAGUUUACUUAAUUUUGUAGAAUUCCCAAAUCAAAAUAAUUUGAAUUUUAGGGUGAACAAAAUUUUAAAUGUUAAAAAUAUUAAGUUAAUUUUAACGAUUUAGAACUUAAUAUUAAAGAUGUUGCAACAAAUUAGAUCAAAUGUACAUUUAAUUAAUUUAGUUCAAAGGUUACAACUUUUGCAUUUACACCAUCUUAUCAAUAAUUUAUUUUAGGAAUGAAAGAUGGAUCUAUUUUCUUAUAUCUUAUUGAACAGAAAAUUUUGGAUUUGCACAAAAAGCCUGUUUGUUAUAAGAUAUUUGCAAAAAGCACUUAAUUGUAAGUAAAUUUUUGUUAGAUUGGAGAGUCUAUUUUUGAAACUUAAGAAAAAGAGAAUCUUCGAAAAUUACUUUUUGAUAAAGGUGCCAUUGAAUGA